Molecule: messenger RNA, 2938 nt
Organism: Dalotia coriaria
Lineage: Eukaryota; Metazoa; Arthropoda; Insecta; Coleoptera; Staphylinidae
Gene: Sirc
Product: SID1 transmembrane family member 1-like
Exons: 8
Coding region: 319-2706 (795 amino acids)
Biological process (GO): RNA transport
Cellular component (GO): lysosome; plasma membrane
Molecular function (GO): RNA transmembrane transporter activity; double-stranded RNA binding
Source: RefSeq, a predicted model, not a curated record
GAGAGCAUUCCACGAGGAAUUGCCGAAUCAUCGAAGCUGGUGGGUCGCACUCCCUGGGGCCCUUGCUGUCCUUGUGUGGAAUGUUCCGAACCCAUUGUUUAAACAAUUUUGAACUGGGAAACACCUGAAACUGCAGAGCGAUGUCGCACCGAUGCACUUUCCAACUAAAUAAACCCAGCUUGAUCAUUACAACCGCACUUCUACGUGUUUCAUAUUCGCCGAAGUCAGUCAAUCGAGAUAAACAAGUUUAACACAAGUGAGUCAACAAUAGCAACAAUUCAGCGCAACAAUAGUGUUGUGAUUCGAUUGUCGUUAACAAUGCGGGCCUCACUAUUACGUGCGCUUGUUGUGUCCUUAUCAAUAUUAUUUGCAUCAUCUUAUGAAAUACCAAUCAACGCAAACACAAACUUAACCCGACAUGAAAAUUUAAAUCUACAAGUGCUAAACGCAAAAGUUAUAAAUGGCACAGUCGGCGAAGUGAUGCGUCUAAAAGUGAAUAAAAACACAGAAUAUAUCAUCCAAUACGAACCUGACAAGGAGCGUUUAACAGAAGUCCCAUUACGUGUGACCGUAUUCACGCAGGAUGCAACCCUGAAAAACCCUAUUAUAGUAGUUGUAAGACAACAGAAAGCUGUGUUGUCUUGGGAAUUACCGAUUCAUGUGGAUGACUCUAAUGGCGGCACAACAUUUCCGCGCAUAUCACGCACAUUAUGCUAUGAUCCAUGGAACAACGCCACGGAUCACCUCCAGAAUGGUUACAGUGUGAAGCGUUUGAUGCUAGAAGAUCCACCGAUUGUUUCAGUUGCGACGUCUAGUAUUGAUGAUGUUACGGUUGAGGUUACGGUCGAGCCGGAGGAUGAGUUUACAAUCGCACCUAAUCAAGAAUAUACGGUUGCUGUCACGCCUUCCGAACCGAAAUACUUUUAUUAUGAUUUUCCGGAUAAUGCCACGCAAACUGAUAAUACGCAGACGGUUGUGCUUGUGGUCACAAGUGAAGAUAAUGUUUGUAUGACUGUUAGCAUACAAAAUGCUAGCUGUCCGGUUUUUGACUUGAAUGUCGAUGUGAAGUUCGAAGGAUUAUGGGAAACGAUGAAUCGUAAAGGAGGAAUCACAAUAAGCAAAUCGAAAUUUCCCUAUGGAUUUUUCGUCGUUUUCGUCCCGCAAGGCGACGAUGUCGAAUGCGAGGGCGACGACAUGAUCGACGCACUCAAUCGCACAAAAAUAGUCAAAUACAUAAUCAAACCGAGUAUUUCCUACGUUGAUUAUGUCAAUGCCAUCAUGGCGACGUGCGCUUGCAUUGUCCUCUUCUACAUGGUCUUCGGCGUGUCGUUCUUCGUCUGCUCGAGUAAAGCAUACAUACCGCGAACGAUGGAAUACAUGGGCGAUUCGGCUGUGUAUACACCGACAACACCGGUGUCGGAACAUGAUAUGCUCGAUAACAUUUCGUGCGAAACUGAUUACGAUACAAUAGCGGAGACGAUCUUAGAUAAAGCGGAGAUUCUCGCGAAGGAUGAGGUGUUCCUGAGUGAUUUAGCACGCAAAGAUUUUCGCAUCUUGAAGAAGAAAUCUUAUUCGUAUUUGUGGCAUAUUUUAACUGUCGCAUUAUUUUAUGGAUUACCAGUUGCACAACUGGUUAUUACUUAUCAAAAGGUAUUAAAUGACACUGGUAAUCAAGAUUUGUGUUACUAUAACUUCCUCUGCGCACAUCCACUGGGCUUCCUCAGUGAUUUCAACCAUUUAUUCUCGAAUAUCGGCUAUGUAAUGUUUGGUCUCCUCUUUCUAUGGUGUGUGUACCGCAGAGAGUGUUGGCACAAAGAUAAUGACUUCGACGCGCAUUUUGGUAUCCCGCAACAUUACGGCAUGUUUUACGCGAUUGGUGUCGCCUUGACAAUGGAGGGUGUCCUCAGUGGCAGUUAUCACAUCUGCCCGAAUCAUUCCAAUUUCCAGUUCGAUUCGAGUUUUAUGUAUGUGAUCGCCGUGUUGGGAAUGGUGAAGAUUUAUCAGACGCGACAUCCGGAUAUAAAUGCGACUGCGUAUAGUACUUUUGGAGUGUUAGCUGUUGCUAUAUUUUUAGGAAUGUGGGGAAUUCUUGCGUCUAGUUAUUAUUUCUGGAUUGCUUUCACUGUGGUCCACAUUUUUGUUGGUUUGUAUUUGACUGCGCAGAUUUAUUACUUUGGCUGCUGGAAAGUUGGGAUCAAGAAUUAUUAUCAUAGCUGGGCGAAUAUCUGCCGGACACCUUGGGAUACUUUACGACCAAAAUAUACAAGUAGUUUUUUCCUAUUGACAAUUGGUAAUGUUUGUAAUUGGGCCCUGGCUAUUUAUGGACUUUUAUAUCAUCAGAAGGACUUCGCCAUGCAUCUCUUGGCUAUUUUCAUGAUUAACACAAUCAUGUACUUCAUCUUUUAUGUCGCUAUGAAGGUGAUACAUAAAGAGCGUGUGAAUACGCUGGCUCUUUGUUUUCUCGUCAUUUCGUUGACAUGUGCGACAACGGCGAUGUAUUGCUUUCUAAACAAGAGUAUAUCGUGGUCACAGACGCCGGCGGGUAGCCGACAGUUUAAUCAGGAAUGCAAGCUGAUGCGGUUUUAUGAUUAUCAUGACAUUUGGCACUUCCUGAGUGCCGUUGGGAUGUUUUUCAUGUUUAUGGUGAUUCUACUGCUUGAUGAUGAUUUGUCGCAUGUGCAUAGGACUAAGAUUCGCGUUUUUUAAGUUUUUAUUGUUACGAGAAAAUCUAAGAGGUAUGUUUUUGUUUUAAGAGAUGAUUUUUUUAUGCUUAAUGCGUCAUAAUUGUAUAAUAUGUAAAUGUGAUAGAAUUGCGCGCAAUAUGAAGGUGCGUAUAAUAUAACUGUGACUUUAAUUGUAUUAGUUUGGUCCGGAUAUUAUGCCGAGACCGAUUAUAAAGAGGAUGAAGCAGGAACAAAAUGAAGUUGAUGAUUGCAGA